AUGACAACUCAAUCAAUGCAUGAUUUGCGACUUGCACUACGUGAAAGUACACAAAAAUUAGAAGAUACAGAAAAUAUUUUAAAUAAAUUACGUAAUGAUUAUGAAAAUCAAUUACGUAAAAAAGAUGAUGUUAUUUCAAUGAAAGAAUUAAUUAUUAAAGAAAAAGAUGCAUAUAUAUUAAAACUUGAAGAAGAAAUAUCCAAACAUGAUCCAACAUUUAUUUCAUAUACCAAUGGAAUUGAUAUUAUAUCAUCACCAAGACCAUCAUUACUUGAUGUAUCAUCACCAAAACCACGUAUAAAACGUACAGCUAUUAGUGCUGAAUCAGCUCAACAAAAGAAAUCCAAAGAUUUACGAGUUGCACUACAAGUAUUUGACAAAUCUUAUCGAACCAAAGAAUUUUUACGUGAUGCAUUAUUAAAUAAUGAUUUCAUGAAAAAUCUUGAAAUGAAUCAAAUUAUGUCUAUUGUUGAUUGUAUGUAUCCAUUAGAGCAUAAGGAUGGUAGUUUAAUUAUCAAAGAAGGUGAUGUGGGAAAUCUUGUUUAUAUCCUUGAAGAGGGAACGGUUGAAGUGAGUAAACUUAAUAAAGUAUUAACAACAAUGGGUCCAGGACGAGUAUUUGGUGAAUUAGCUAUUUUAUAUAAUUGUACACGAACUGCUUCAAUUAAAGCUUUAUCAAAUUGUAAAUUAUGGGCAGUUGACCGUCAGACAUUUCAAGCUAUAAUGAUGAAAGCUGGUAUGCAAAAACAAGCUGAACAUCUUGAACUUAUGAAAAAUAUUAAGAGUUUUGAAAAAUUACGUGAAGAUAUUCUUAGUAAGAUUGCUGAUGUAUUAGAUGAAGUUAGUUAUGCUGAUGGUGAAUGUAUUGUAAGACAAGGUGCAAAAGGUGAUACAUUCUAUAUUAUUGCUAAAGGCCGAGCUCGAAUUACUGAAGCAAAAUCUAAAUGGGAUGCACCUAUUAAUAUUCGACAUCUUGAACGUGGAGAAUCAUUUGGUGAACUUGCAUUACAAUCAGAAGAAACUCGACCAUUUAAUGUUAUAGCUGAUGAUCCAAAUGGUGUUACAUGUCUUGUACUCGAUCGACAAAAUUAUCGCGAAAUGAUAGCCAAUGAAUUAUCUCGAUUGAAACGAGAAGAAUCAUUUAAAUGUGCACGUCGAAAUGUUGGCGAUGAACGAGAUUUGAAAAAUCUACGUUUGGCUGAUAUUGAAAUAAUUUGCACAUUAGGUGUAGGAGGUUUUGGCCGAGUUGAAUUGAUACAAGAUACACGAAAUUCAAAUAAAUAUAGUCUUAAACAAAUGAAAAAACAACAUAUUGUUGCGUUAAAACAACAAGAACAUGUUAUGAAUGAACGAACUAUUAUGUUAGAAACUCGAUGUGAUUUUAUUGUUAGAUUGUAUAAAACAUUUAAAGAUCGAAAAUAUUUAUAUAUGCUAUUUGAAUGUUGUUUGGGCGGCGAAUUAUGGACAUUAUUACGAAAUCGAGGAAUAUUUGAAGAACCGGAAGUUCGAUUUUAUAGUGCUUGCGUUAUUGAAGCAUUUGCCUAUUUACAUAGUCGAGGUAUCGUCUAUCGAGAUUUAAAACCCGAAAAUCUUCUAUUAGAUGAGAGAGGUUACUGUAAAUUAGUUGAUUUUGGUUUUGCUAAAAAAGUGGGUCUUGGUAAAAAAACAUGGACAUUUUGUGGUACACCUGAAUAUGUUGCUCCAGAAGUUAUAUUAAAUAAAGGUCAUGAUAUGGCUGCUGAUUGUUGGUCACUUGGUAUUCUUAUUUUCGAAUUAAUUAAUGGAAAUCCGCCAUUCUCUGGUCCAGAUCCAAUGAAAACAUAUAAUGUUAUACUGAAAGGUAUUGAUGCUAUUGAAUUUCCUCGUCGAGUUUCAAAAAUAGCUGGAUCGUUAAUCAAACGAUUAUGCCGAGAAAAUCCAGUUGAACGUAUUGGAUAUCAAAAAGAUGGUAUAAAAGAUAUUCAAAAACAUCAAUGGUUCGAAGGUUUUAGUUGGGAUAGUUUAAAAAAUGGAACAUUAGCAGCACCACAUGUUCCAAAAGUUGACCAUGAUGCGGAUACAUCAAAUUUUGAUGAAUUUCCUGAGGAUGAUUCUCCUGAACCUGAAGAUGAUUUAACCGGUUGGGAUAAAGAUUUUUGA
Molecule: messenger RNA, 2139 nt
Organism: Adineta steineri
Lineage: Eukaryota; Metazoa; Rotifera; Eurotatoria; Adinetida; Adinetidae
Source: the annotation of a GenBank genome assembly